This is a messenger RNA of Rotaria sordida, 741 nucleotides long. The record is from the annotation of a GenBank genome assembly. Lineage: Eukaryota; Metazoa; Rotifera; Eurotatoria; Philodinida; Philodinidae.
AUGUUUUCUGUUGUUGUUUUGUUUUAUUUACUUCUCUUAGAAUUACCGAUCAAUCGUAGUAUCAAUAGUGAACAAAAUUCUCUAAUUGUAAUCGGUAAUAAAAAUAUUACACAUCAAAGUAAUUUAAUUACUGAAUCAUUUUCAAAACUAUCUAUCGAUGGACCAUUUUAUUGUUAUGUUACAUGGGUGGAUAAUAAACAAAUAAUUGAUAUUUAUACAGAUAAUAAUAUUCAUCCAUAUAUUAUAAUUCAUAUUGAACAAGAUACAUUAAAAAUAAUGAUUCAAUCUGAUGGAAAUUUUAAAUUUACUCAAAUGGAUAUUUAUCUGUAUAUACGUCCAACAGUGAAUGAAAUCUUCUUAACUGGAAUUAGUACUUUACAUAGUACAAAUGUAUUAAAAAUUGAUAAUCUAUUAAAAUUACAUACACAAGAUACGAGUAGUCUAAUUCUUCAAUUAGAUGUAUUCAAUCUUGAUGCUCUCUUUUUAUCAGCUGGAACAACGAAAUUAAACGGUCAUGUAAAAGACAAAGGUAUAAUUAAAUACAUGGGUAUUGGAAAUGUUGAUGCAUCUCAAUUAUUUUGUAAAUUUAUCGAUGUUGAAGCUAAUGGACUCGGUACUAUAUGGAUAACGGGUACAGAUGAAUGUAUUAUCAAAGCUGAAGGUGUGAGCAUUGUAAGAUACAAUUGUUCUAAUAUAAAUUAUACUCAAUUGGCUGGUUUGGCAAAAAUAAUUCCAAUUUAA